Molecule: messenger RNA, 1092 nt
Organism: Aspergillus aculeatus ATCC 16872
Lineage: Eukaryota; Fungi; Ascomycota; Eurotiomycetes; Eurotiales; Aspergillaceae
Product: Clr5 domain-containing protein
Exons: 2
Coding region: 1-1092 (363 amino acids)
Source: RefSeq, a predicted model, not a curated record
AUGAAGAACUCGAUUCCAUCUGAUGUGUGGGAGAGGAAGAAGGCCCUUAUCGCUCAGCUGUACAAGGAUGAGGAGUGGCCAUUAAAGCAGGUGAUUAAGAAGAUCCGCUCCGACGACUUCAAUCCAAGUGAAACCCAGUUGCGGAGCAGAUUGAAGAAAUGGCGGGUCACCAAGCCUUCCCGCCAAACCCGCAAGAAGUCGAACGAUAGUCAACAGGAGGGGUCCGGCGAUGACAGUGGCCGUGAGGGCGGCUCUCCCAAGCAUCGAGCUGCCAUUGUCUCCCCCAAGUCUCGUGCGACUGCAACGGAUCUCUCUGUGUCCGAAUCAGAUUGGUUCAUGAAUGGGUCUUUUGCACCAUCAGAAGAGCUGCCGGUCACAGUUCCCCUUGAUCACGCUUGGGCCCCUGUACUGGCGCAACAAUCACCAUUGAACCAGCCUAACAAGCAGAGGGAUCCAUCCCGUGCUUCGAUGACAUCGCCCUUGCUCGAAGAUGUGAUGGUCAAUCCGGCUGCGAGUUUGGCACCCACCUUCCAGGAACAUGCUUAUGGUUUCACCACCGAGUCUUGCAUGCAAACACCCGUGUCAUCGUCAGCCCCAACUGCUCCAAUUCAAUGGUCAAUCCCUCAAUGGUAUUCGAUGCCUAUGGCGCCUGGCGCCCAAUCCCUCCCGAUGCCUUUCUAUAGCUCAGCACCGUUGAGUCCUCCGAUCGAUCCUGCUAUGCAUCUUAUGUCUCCUCCCGGGCCACCGCGGGUAUUUACGCCACAAACGCCACCGACAGCCAAUAUCUCAAGACAGCAGUUGUCUGACUUACACGACGAUAGCGCGCAAUUAUGGAAGCGUACCAUGUCUGCUCCUUAUGUCCAUGAUACCGCUGGCGGUCAUCCGAGACUGGAACAGAAGGGCAUGCAGUCGACAGCGUUGGACAGAAAGGCAUCACUCCCUUCCAAGGCCACAAAUCAGCAUGACAUGGGCUUAAUGACCCCUCCGCCCUCGUUCUUCCCUCACGGGCAGCAUUCCGCGAUGUGUGCACCUAUCUAUACCUAUCCGGGGACUGAGACUCUUGUUCAUCGACCACCCAGUAUUGACUUCUAA